This is a messenger RNA of Sipha flava (yellow sugarcane aphid), 1503 nucleotides long. It is a transcript of the gene Droj2, whose product is annotated as dnaJ homolog subfamily A member 1. Gene Ontology annotation, cellular component: cytoplasm; cytosol. NCBI's taxonomy places the organism in Eukaryota, Metazoa, Arthropoda, Insecta, Hemiptera, Aphididae. Gene Ontology annotation, biological process: response to heat; protein refolding. The record is from RefSeq and is a predicted model, not a curated record. The transcript is spliced from 7 exons. Gene Ontology annotation, molecular function: ATP binding; Hsp70 protein binding. Bases 301 to 1503 code for a protein of 400 amino acids.
UGUCAUCCUUUCUCGAUCCGCAUUCAUAGCUUUGCAGUUGUGUUUUGUCGGCUGCGUGUAUCCUGACGCUCAAACCGUGAACAAACGGCUAUAGUUCUACAUUUAUAUAUAUAUAUAUAUAUAUACACAUACAUAUACGUUUUGGUAUAAUCGACGAAACUGAAAUAGUUAGCAACCAGUUUCCGCAGCAAGUCGCACCACACAUCGAGUUCUCACGGUUCGUUUGUUUGGCGUUGUAUUUUAGCCGGCACACGCGUUCAAUACCUUGGUGAAAUAAUUUAAAUUGAAUUUAUUAUCAACAUGGUUAAAGAAACAACUUACUAUGAUAUCCUAGGUGUAAAACCUAAUUGUACUAGUGAUGAGCUCAAAAAAGCCUAUAGAAAACUUGCUUUAAAGUAUCAUCCUGACAAGAACCCAAAUGAGGGUGAAAAGUUCAAACAAAUUUCUCAAGCUUAUGAAGUAUUAUCUACACCAGAAAAACGUAGAUUAUAUGAUCAAGGUGGCGAACAAGCGCUUAAAGAAGGUGGAGUUGGUAACUCUUUCUCUUCACCUAUGGAUCUGUUUGAUAUGUUCUUUGGUCAAUUUGGUGGAUCUGGUGGUCGUGGCCGUGGCCGUCAUGGACCUCAAAAGGGCAAAGAUGUUGUUCAUCAAUUGAGUGUUUCUCUUGAGGAUUUGUACAAUGGCUGUGUAAGGAAAUUAGCAUUAGAAAAAAAUGUUAUUUGUGAAAAAUGUGAGGGUAGAGGUGGCAAAAAAGGAGCAGUCGAGUCUUGUCCAGCAUGCCAAGGUAGUGGAAUUCAAGUGCAAAUUCACCAAUUGGGACCAGGCAUGAUCCAACAAGUACAGACUAUGUGUAGUGAGUGUCGUGGAAUGGGUGAACGCAUUAACCCUAAAGAUAAAUGUAGGACUUGCAAUGGAAAGAAAGUUGUUCGUGAGAGGAAAAUUUUGGAAGUGAAUGUAGACAAAGGAAUGGUAGACGGUCAAAAAAUAACAUUCAGUGGUGAAGGUGAUCAAGAAUCUGGACUCGAACCAGGCGAUAUAAUUAUUGUGUUAGAUGAAAGAGAACAUCGUACUUACAAGAGAAGCGGAAAUGAUUUGAUUCUUCGUUUAGAAAUUGAAUUAGUAGAGGCACUGUGUGGAUUCCGUAAAGUUAUUAAAACAUUAGAUGAACGUUCUUUAGUAAUAACUGCUAUUCCAGGUGAAGUUUUGAAACAUGGUGAUGUGAAAUGUGUUAUGAAUGAAGGUAUGCCUCAAUAUAAGAACCCAUUUGAAAAAGGUCGUUUAAUCAUCCAGUUCCUGGUUAAUUUCCCAGAAAAAUUGCCUCCCCAAAAGAUAGAUCUUCUUGAAUCAUGUCUUCCUCCUAGACCAGAAGAAGUUAUUCCAGAAUCAUCUGAAGAAGUUACUCUAUCAGAAAUGGAUCCUGAUUAUGAAUCUAGGAGGCAAAAUAGACGUGAUGCCUUUGAAGAUGAUGGUCCUACUCGAAAUGUGCAAUGUGCUUCACACUAA